Messenger RNA from Westerdykella ornata, 1618 nucleotides. RefSeq lists its product as uncharacterized. NCBI's taxonomy places the organism in Eukaryota, Fungi, Ascomycota, Dothideomycetes, Pleosporales, Sporormiaceae. Gene Ontology annotation, cellular component: COG complex. The record is from RefSeq and is a predicted model, not a curated record. The coding region runs from base 46 to 1383 and encodes 445 amino acids. The transcript has a single exon. Gene Ontology annotation, biological process: intra-Golgi vesicle-mediated transport.
CUUUUACGGUUCACUACACCACUCUACCGAAGCAUUUAGUCGGCAAUGGCCGAAGAGGAGCCCUCAUACAUCGACUACGAGGCCUUCCUCGACCCGGCCUUCUCCGCAACCUCGUUCGCAAACACGCUCGUCCUCGCAACAAACAACCCCUCCGACACACCACUCGACCUCUCCACCCCGCUCUCCCGCGUCCUCUUCGACGUCCAGGAAAUAGACACGCACAUCGAUACCCUUACCACCAAAUCCGCACUCCCCCUCCUCCAGCACACAAGCGCGCAGACCGAGUCCAGCGCGCGUAUCCUCCAGCAGGUGGAAUCCCAAGUGGCCAGCUUGACCGAGUCGUACAGGACUCUGGAAAAGGAGGUCAUUGAGCGCUAUGAGACUGCCGAACAGGUCCGGCUGACUGCAGAACGGCUCGUGCAGACCGUCAAGCUUGGCAGGGCCGUGGCAAGAUGUCUGAUGCUGGGUCGGCAGCUCGAAGUGCGCGUGUCGGAGAUUGGGGGUGUGGGCGGUGCGAAGAAGGAGGAUCAUAGGGCCAUGGUUCGGUCUGCGGAUACGCUGUUGGCUCUCCGGCAGAUAUUCGCUGCUUCAGGGCCGGGACAAGAGGGAGAGGGCCUGGACAAGAUCAAUGUGGUGAAUACAUUGCGGAGCGAGCUUGUGAAUCCCGUGGAGAGGAGUAUUGCAUCGCGCGCGCAGCAGGUGGUUCGGGAGUUUUCCAUGUCCUCGCUGCUCGCGUCCGGUGGGCCGUCGGCGGCUUCGACGUUCGCCCAGACAGAGGAGACGAGGGCGAGGACGACGUCGGCCCUGUUGACGCUGUAUUUGCUGUCGCCUACCAAGGGCAUCACGACGCUUGAGGCGUUCCGACCGACACUGCUGCUGGAUGCGCUGGAAGACUAUCUACAGACGGCGCUGAAGUCGUCGUUGGCGUCACUGGCACGGUCGCUAGCUACGUUACCGUCGCUGGAUAGGACGUUGCUGGAGGUGUCGGCCAGAUGUCAGAACAUAGUCGCUCUGGAGACGCUGCUCGAAUCCGUCAAGCCGCCGGCACAUCCCUUCCUCUCUUCUUCGCCUAAAUCAGCGAAACCAACCUCAUCGAAUUUCCUCCAACCUUUACUCAACGCGCUCGACACGUCGUCGCUCGCAUCGUACUUCUGGCGCUCCCUCGCGUCGGCACUGUCGCGCAAGGUGCAGGAGAUUAUGCAGAGGGGGGGCGUGUCGGCGAGGACGAUGAGGUCGAACAAGGAGAGGGUCAGGGAGGCGAUUCGCGAGUGUGUGAAUCGGGGGUCACAGGUUCCUGGGGGCAAAGGGAAGGGGGUUCCGGUUGGGGGGUGGGAAAGGGAGGCUGCGGUUAUGGUUGGGGCGGUGAUUGGGCAGGUGAGGUAGGACUUGGAGAGUCUAUGGGGAGUAGGAGAGGGAUGUGGAUGGACAGGUAUGUGAGCUUUGGUCUGUUAGGAUGUUGGCCCUUCAGUUCUCAGCACCUGGUACUGGGGCUAUCAAAUUCAGAGACCGAGAUUGGAGAGUAGGGGAAGGCAACCCGAGAGAUAGCAAUGGAGUACAAAUGUCGAUUCGCAGUAGUCGGGAUUCUUUUCAGAUCCACAAUGUCUACAGAGACAUGAAA